Messenger RNA from Kluyveromyces marxianus DMKU3-1042, 3072 nucleotides. RefSeq names its product karyopherin KAP120 (gene KAP120). Gene Ontology annotation, molecular function: small GTPase binding. Lineage: Eukaryota; Fungi; Ascomycota; Saccharomycetes; Saccharomycetales; Saccharomycetaceae. The record is from RefSeq and is a predicted model, not a curated record. Gene Ontology annotation, cellular component: nuclear envelope; cytosol. The transcript has a single exon. Gene Ontology annotation, biological process: protein import into nucleus. Bases 1 to 3072 code for a protein of 1023 amino acids.
AUGAGCUCUCAUUUGACAGAACUUGCACUUGUGCAAGUACUAGAGCAAGCGAGCAAUCCACAAUAUGCUGGAAUGGAUAUGCAAAAAAUUGCAGAAAAACAACUAAAGGAGUGGGAAGUACAACCGGGGUUCCACUAUUUGCUACAGUCAAUAUAUAUGGAUUUGUCUGUAUCAUUACAAGUGAGAUGGCUCGCAAUUAUUCAAUUUAAAAAUGGUUUAGACAGUUAUUGGAGAUCAACAAGGAUAAAUGCUAUAUCUAAGGAUGAAAAGAAACAAAUUCGGAAUAGGCUAUUCGAUAUGAUAGAUGAGCCUAAUGAUAAAUUGGCCAUCCAAAAUGCCCAAGCUGUAUCCAGAGUAGCACGAAUUGAUUUUCCUGUUGAGUGGCCUAAUCUUUUCGAACAGAUUGAGGUACUCCUUAAUAAUGAAAAUGUGUGGAAAGACCAAGUUAAGGUAUACAAUAUUCUGAUUCACUUGAACCAAAUCAUAAAAAUAAUAGCCGUUGCAAGAAUAGGAAGAUGUAGACCUGCCAUGCAAUCCAAAAUGCCAAUUAUUUUCCCACUUCUUAUGAGGAUAUACUUGUGUUACUUCAAUAAAUGGACUAAUACAGAUUCAAUAGAGGAUGAUGACAUCUCUGAAUUACAAGUUUCUUAUCUAGCAUUAAAAGUCCUAAGAAGAAUUGUAGUCGAUGGGUUUGAAUCGCCUCAUAAGGACAAAUCUGUAAUAGAGUUUAUGUCCAUAUCUGAACAACAUUUCCAGGUCUUAUUGAAAAACUAUCAAGCCUUUGGCUCAUUUGCAAUAUAUGAAAAAUUCAUUAAAUGCUACUGCAAAUUGUACUUUAACUUAAUAUCUUCUUCAACUGCCAACUUUGUCAUGAUGCCAUCCUCUAAAUCUAUACUUAUUACCUUUACUACGUUGGUAAUCGAAAAAGCACCUGACGUGUAUAGGGAGAACCCAGAUUCUGAAACAGGUUUUUGGGAGUCAAUUGCCAUUAGAGGUUUCUUGAUCCUAAAAAAGAUACUAAAUUUUAUAACUAAAAAGGGGGCUGUAACAAUUAAAGUAAGAAGUGAUAAGGCUGAUGUAGAUGCUGCUAUCCACAAGCUAACUACUGAGUUUUUAUCUGAAGAACUUAUUAAAAAACUCGUCGAUUUGCUUAUUGACUGGUAUCUUAAGUUGAGACCUGCAGAUUUGGAGGCAUGGUCAAUCGAUCCUGAAGAAUGGGUAAACGAACAGAUGAGCUCUAGCUUUGAAUAUCAGAUUAGGCCAUGUGCUGAAAAUUUUUUCCAGAAUUUAAUAACCUCUUUCCAGGAGCUUUUAGGGCCAUAUCUUUUGAGUAAAAUUGACUCUGAAGCUUCCCAGCUUACGGACUCAAUCGACGAUCUUUUGAAAAAAGAUGCCUUAUUUUGUGCCUUUCAGCUAAGUGCCCAUGCUGUGUCCGAAACACUUGAUUUUGACAGGCUUUUAGAGACAGUGUUCUUACCUGAAGCGUCAAAGACUGGUGCCUCCACUGAUCAACUACGUGUUAUAAGAAGAAGGGUCGCUUUGGUCAUUGAUGGUUGGGUCUGCGUUAGCUCAUCAGACCAUUCUAAGCAACAGUGUUAUCAAUUUUUCUUGCACAUGCUCAAGAUAGAACCUGAUAAAGUAGUGCAAUUAUCUAUAGUUCAAGCACUAAGAACAAUGAUAGAUGAUUGGGACUUUAAAAAGGAAAUAUUUGAACCAUACUUAGAAAGCUUUGUCACAAUAUUUUUACAGCAACUUUUGCCGGAAGUAUCAUUGACAGAGACUAGACUUUACGUGUUGAAUACAUUGACCGAUUUAAUAAUUCAAACAAAGCCAUUGGUAAAUAAGCAGCUUUUGAUGAAGAUCCUUGAAAUUGUUCCAAAGUUUUGGGAUAUUGCAAGCAAUGAUCCAACCGAGUCAAUCUUGGCCAAUGUUCUACUUCGUCUCCUAAGAUAUUUAGCAAUAUCUUUGAGGAACUACUCAUAUGCUACAUGGGAUAUUUCGUUAAAUAUUAUUGAAACUGCUUGUAACCCGACCUCCUCGCAAUCAUCGCUUCUUCUAGAGGAUGGUUUAGAGUUGUGGAGCGCUCUUUUGCAGAACUAUGAUCCUCAAGAGCAAAAUUUAGAUGAACGGUUCCUCAAUAUUACACCUUUACUCCUGCACAGCGUAGAAACACAAACUGAACUACUUCCAAUAUCAUUGGAAAUUUUAAAGAGCUAUUCCAUAUUGUUACCACCACAGCAGUUCCAUUCAUUCCCCUCAUUUAACGAAAUCUUGAAAAGAACAUCCAGUCAUUUAUUGUUGUUGAGAGAUGAUGCUUACACAAUACUCUUAGAAAUAUGGGAUAUUUUAGCAUUAGCAGACGAGAGUGAGAAUGAAAUGACCAUUCUUUACCAUUUCUCUUAUAAUUCGGUAUUCAAGAGUGUGUUUGAUGCUAUAUUCUUACAAGAACAAUUAUCACCUUUCCAAACAAGCCAAUUGUUUAAAAUAUUUGCUCGAAUUUCCUUUAGUCAUCCUAACAACAUUAUAACAUUGUUAUCGGAUUAUCAAAAAAAUCUAGAAAGUCCGUUGGAGAAUUCGCGACUACCAGAAGCUCAGCGUAAACUUGUAACCAAUGAAACCCCACUUGAGGACAUAAUAAAGGUAUUCUUCGAUGUAUGGUGUAAAGCAUAUGGAUCUAUAUAUGAUCCUAAACUAAAGAAAAUCCACUUACUUGGUAUGUCUUCUCUAUUGAAAACUGGAGCUGCACCAUGUUUAUCCUACUUUGCUGUUAUCCUCUCCAUGUGGAUCGAAUCAUUAGAAGAGAUCAAUGAGAACUCAGAUGGUGACUGUGAAAAAUAUCACCUAUCCGAUGCAGAGUUGUCACCUGAGACAAAUUGUGAACAAGUUAGACUUCACGAAUUAAUAAGGCAAAAUGAUCCUGCACAUAUUAUUAGUGUAAAAAAUUUCAUAUCGGAAACAUUGUCUUUCUUGAAAAAUAAUAUGGAUGAGGAUUCGUUCCAGAAACUUGUUUUAUCUGCCGACCCAGUGUUAAUGGAAAAUUUACAACUCUUUAUGUCAAUAAAACCUCAAUAG